AUGAAAAGGAACAUUAUAUUCUUCUUUUAUUUGGCAUGUUGUUUACUUCCGCAUCUGUGGUGUACGUCUAUUUUUUGCAACUAUGGGGAAUAUUUUAAAAAUAACAAAUGCUAUCCUUGUCCAGAAAACACAUAUACAAGUCACAGAAAUUCUGAAAGUUGUUUUAGUUGUCCCGCGGGUAGCUUUAAUAAUAAGAGAUCUUCAAAGUUCAUUUAUGACUGUUCAUGUGACAACAGUUUCUAUUUAAAUUAUGUUGGUAAUAGGUGUGAUAAGUGCUCUGACUUAGGUAGUAAUUUUUAUUGUAAAAAGAAUUUAUCCGAAUUACAUGUAGACAAUUUCGAAUCUUUUUUUAAACAUAAGAAUGAUAUCACCUUUAACUAUUUUGAUAGCUGUGUUGUGAAAGAAGACAAAACUAAUGUGUAUCCUUUUAUGAAUAAUAUAUAUAUAUACUGUAAAAAUCCCAAUGUUUGCUUGGAUGCAUGUGGUAGGUGCUCAGAAAAUCAUGAAGGAUUUAUGUGUAAUAAUUGUGUACAAAAUUAUCAUAAAAACAUAUAUUUAAAGUAUUCUAUAUGCAGGAAAUGCUAUCAUAUUAUAUUUAUUGUAUUCUUCAUCGGAAUUUAUUUUUUUUUAUCAUUGUUUUUUUUUUUGAUUCUAUUUAAGUGCAUAAAUGUCAGUCUUUACUUUUACCAUUUGGGUAUCUAUAAAAAAGGAACCAUUUAUUUUCUGCAUUAUUUUCGUGAAUUCGUAUUUUAUUUAUCCCUCAUUUUGUUACUGAGUUUUUCAAAUGAUUUAACAGAAAAUGAACGAGAAAAUUACACAUUUUAUGAAAGGGAACAAACAGAGGGAUCCCAACAACUGCACAGUGGAAAUAUAAAGAAUCAUUAUUUUAUGAAUAUUUAUAUGCACAACGUUUUUUUUGAUAUAAUUAAAAUUAUUUAUUUGAAUUUUCUUCAUUUUAUUAAAUUGGAUUGCCUCUAUUCAGGUAAAAACUAUUCUAAGUUACAUUUCACACAAAUCACUUUCUUUGUGAGCAUUGUCAUUAUGUUUAUUUUUUUCACAUUCAUAUGUAAUUUGAUUUUUUUGUGUGGACGAAAAUGUAGAAUAAGAAUAGGAGUAGACAAUGAGGAUAGGAAUGCAAAAGAAAAAAACGAAUCUAUGAAUAAGGGAAAAAGGGUGAAAAAUAAAAAGAAUAUGGCUCGAAAUUUUAUGGACACCUUUAUAUAUCCUCUACUUUUGCAUAAUUUUACUUUUCAAAAUUAUGUUAAUAUGACAAUUUUUUACGAUAACGAUAUUAUAGAAUUUUUAAAAAUAUCCAUUAAAAUAUGUUAUUAUCAAUAUAUACAAAUAACUUUAUAUAUAGCUAAUUCGAUGAUUAUGUUUAUUUUUCUCUCUUCCUACAUGUGUAUCGGUUUGUUUAAUUACAGCAUGUCUUAUUAUGACACUGCAACGUUAUGUUAUAAUAAUUUGCAUUUAAAAAUUGUUACAUUUAUGGGUAUACCAAUAAUUUCUUGUAUUUGUUUUAUUUACUACAUCAUUCUUUUUAUCUCUAUUUAUUUAACACCUGCAGAUUUGAAACAAAAUUAUACCUACAAAUAUACCUACGGGUUGCAUACAUUUUUAUGUAAACAAGAAAAGUACUACUAUUAUAUGAUUAAAAUUUUGUUCAUUAAUAUUUUGUUUUUAUUUAUAAUGCGCAUGGAUGAUCACUUGAACUGUCUUACUUUUUUAUCCUUUGGGUUUCUUUUUUUGAUUUUUUUUUCUAUUUUCGUUAAUCCAUAUAUUGAGACAGAAAUGUACAAUAUAAAAUUGGAGAAUUUUUGUUUUAUGUUUUUAUUUUUUUUUAACCUACAAUUGGAGCAAAUAAGAUUAGUAACAUACCACAUAUUGUUAAGAAUUAUUCUUUCCUUUAUUACUAUGUUUAUAUAUACAUUUAUAUUGCUGUAUUAUGUGUAUUUUAUGUUGAAAGAUGUGUAUCUAUAUUUUACUCUUUAUAUAAAAUACAUAAACAGAAAAAAUGAAAGUAUAAAGGAAAAUACAGUAGCUUCGAUCUAUUCAUCUGUGGGACAAUUCUAUUUCUUUUAUUAUUUGAAAGAAAAAAUGAAUGAGAAUAUUAUCCAUAUAGAUCAGAAUCAAAAUAUAUUGUCAGGAGAAGAAAUCCACUCAAAUGUUUUAGAGAAUUACCACGUUGAGAAACAUUGUAAAGUUAUGUCCAAAAAGGAUAUGGAUUAUAUUUACAACCAAUGUGUGUUGAUAUCUCCUUUCAUCCCCGAAACUAUAGUUCAGUUAUUAUUCAUCACGAAAAAUAUAAAUCAUAUAAUUCGUUUGAAAAGGAACAACUCGAAUGUUAAAAUAUACAACUUCCUAUUUGAGCACGGUUACAUAGAAAUUCAAAAAACUCCCGUGGACAGGUUUGUAACAGUCGCAGCACAUAUUUAUCAAUACUCAUUCAAGGGAAAUUACAUCUUAUUCAGAGCAGAAAUGAUACGAUUGUUCACUGAUUUGGUUCGAUAUCUCAAAUGUUUUAAAGAUGUGUAUAUACGGGAAUGUGUUGCCAAUCGAAUCAGAAAAAAAUAUAAAAUAGGUGAAAUUCAAAAACAAAAAGUAAAAUAUGAUGAAAAUUAUGAACAGAAACAUAUUAACACAUUUUUGUACAAACUCCGGGGAUCUGAUAAAAAUGUGGAUGAUAGACAUCAAGCAUUUUCUAAGCUAUUUCCAAAUGCAGGCAAUGCUGUACUUAAAAAAGUGUACAGGAAAAACAAAAAAAGGGAUGAAUAUCAAAAUUAA
Plasmodium gonderi is the source of this 2784-nucleotide messenger RNA. RefSeq lists its product as hypothetical. The coding region runs from base 1 to 2784 and encodes 927 amino acids. The record is from RefSeq and is a predicted model, not a curated record. The transcript has 5 exons. NCBI's taxonomy places the organism in Eukaryota, Apicomplexa, Aconoidasida, Haemosporida, Plasmodiidae.